AUGGCUUCGGCAUUCAGCUCGGGUUCAAAGCUUUCACGUCUGAGGGUAGGCAUGCCGACUUCCAAAGGAGAUGGAUACCUUUAUGAUGUUGGUAUGCACAUAUGGUUGCAGUGCAACUAUAAUAAAUGUGGUUUGGGCAUUGUGUUAUUCGCGUUUGGUGGAGUGUGUGGUUUAGACAAUGAUGAAGAAUUUCAAAACAUAUUAUUUCUUGCCAAAUCAAUGGGGUUACACCAUGUAAAGGUUGUCGUUGAUUUGAAAAAUGAUAAUGGUCAGUCGAGUAGCUCUGGGUUGCUGCGUGUGGGGGAUGUCCGAACAUCAAAGAAUCCGAGAUUUAGUUCUGAUUUGGUGUCGAGUACUAUAUCUGAAAUUGUGAGGGACAAGCCAUUGACUCGGUUGUGUGAGGUGAUGACUAUUUUGAAGAGGGAUUAUGGGUUGGAGGUGAGUUACUACGUGGUACGGUUGAGCGUGGAGAAAGCAAAUGCUGUUAUUCAUGAAGAUCACUCAUUAUCGUUUGACCAGUUGCGGUGGUAUUCGGAUGCUGUGAUGCGUUACAAUCUAGGGAGUUAUGUUAAUAUUGACUAUGACGGGAGUAAUCAACAGUUUUGUCGUUUCUUUGUAUCAUUCAUUACGUGUAUUUCUGAGUACAAUUCUUGUCGGCCUUUGUUAUUCCUGGAUGGAACGUUCCUCAAAGGAAAGUACAAGGGUCACCUAUUUGCAGCAACGACGAAAGAUGGAAACAAUGGUCUAUUCCAUGUUGCAUUUGCGAUUGUUGAUUUAGAGACCACGGUCAAUUGGUCAUGGUUCUUGCACGAACUUGGGAAGGUUGUGGAUGGUAAGCGUCAAAUUACUUUUAUUUCGGACCGUAAUCUUGGUUUGUCAGAAGCGAUGCCGAAGGUGUUCUCAUCGGUUCACCACAGUUAUUGCUUACAACACUUGAAGAAUAAUUUAAGAGACCAGAUGAAGGGAAUUUGA
This is a messenger RNA of Camellia sinensis, 972 nucleotides long. The record is from RefSeq and is a predicted model, not a curated record. NCBI's taxonomy places the organism in Eukaryota, Viridiplantae, Streptophyta, Magnoliopsida, Ericales, Theaceae.